Messenger RNA from Bombus impatiens (common eastern bumble bee), 1210 nucleotides. RefSeq lists its product as uncharacterized. Gene Ontology annotation, biological process: regulation of transcription by RNA polymerase II. The record is from RefSeq and is a predicted model, not a curated record. Gene Ontology annotation, molecular function: RNA polymerase II cis-regulatory region sequence-specific DNA binding; DNA-binding transcription factor activity, RNA polymerase II-specific. NCBI's taxonomy places the organism in Eukaryota, Metazoa, Arthropoda, Insecta, Hymenoptera, Apidae. Gene Ontology annotation, cellular component: nucleus. The coding region runs from base 247 to 885 and encodes 212 amino acids. The transcript has 7 exons.
AAGUCUUAUAUGCAUAUAAUGUGGAUGCAAGGCGUUUUUCGGAAGUCAAUCUUACAUUUUAUAAAAAUGUAAAGCGAAGUAAGAUACACAUGAUAUAUGUAGUUAAUAUAUAAAGGGUAAAGUUUUCCUUGUGGAUCCAACAACUGAUCUUUUUCGUGUUAUUUAAUAGUCUUCGACGCGUAAAAUUCGAAAAGCUGCUAUAUGAAAUGUCAUUAAUAUUUUGUGAUUAAAAUAAUAGUUUCAGAGAUGGAUCUUGAUGAUGUUACUUUACUCGCUCAACAAAUUAGAGAAACAAACAAACUUUCCACAAAGGAUGCAACGUAUUUAAGAAGUUUGCGUAUACAGCUAAAAAAUCCUGUAUUACCACAACAUGAGAUUGAAACCCGUGCUGGAUCUCGUCCUCCAACACAUGAAGAAAUCAAAAAAUUUGAAGAAAUAGAAUCUAUUAAAAAAGGGUGUUAUAAUGCAUCAGAGGAUAAAAUAAUUGUUCAUAAUUGGAAAGAAUUUUGUAAGUUAAAUCACUGGAACCCUAAAGAGGUUCAACCAUUUUUACUCUUGAGAGAGGAAAAUAAAACAUAUAUACGCAGUAAAAAGGAAAGGAAAAGAUUUGUACAAUUUUUAGCAGAUGGUUUGCCAAAUAGAACUUUAUACAGUGUAUAUCACAGAUUUAGAACUUUGCAUGCAGAUAAUUUUCAAAGAAGGUUUCAUCCAGAUGAAGAUAGAAUGAUUUUGGAUCACUUAGAACAUAAUAUCAAUCUUGAUCAGAGGCGGAAAUAUACAGAUUUAGCAAAAGUUUUAAAACGAACUCGAAUUUCUAUUUGGCGUCGUUAUAAAUUACUCAAGAAAAAACGUUAUGAAAGACAGAAUUAUCAAAUUUUGUAUUAGAUUUUUAUGAUAUUUGUAUGUAAAUCGUUCGGGUGCAUACCAGGUCUAUUCGAAAUCAGUUUCAUGUCAUUUAUUUCACCAUCAUGAAUUUUCAAUUGAUAUCAGACACCUUUUCUCGUUUGAAAAAUAAUGAUUUAGCAAGAUUUAUAAAACGAAAUUGCACUAGGUGUCCGCGUGGACAUGGUAUCCGCCUCACAUAUAAAUGUGUCGAGUUGCUUGUGUGCUUGUCGAGUUAAUUGUCACAUCGUGUUGUUAAUUUUAUUUAUUUUCCAUAUUUUUGUAUAAUGUAUGUUUGGAUUUAAUUAAAUGAAAAAAAUGUUAAUCG